Messenger RNA from Indicator indicator, 1968 nucleotides. It is a transcript of the gene GALNT7, whose product is annotated as polypeptide N-acetylgalactosaminyltransferase 7. Bases 1 to 1968 code for a protein of 655 amino acids. The record is from RefSeq and is a predicted model, not a curated record. The transcript is spliced from 12 exons. Lineage: Eukaryota; Metazoa; Chordata; Aves; Piciformes; Indicatoridae. Gene Ontology annotation, cellular component: Golgi apparatus.
AUGCGGCUGAAGCUGGGCUUCCUGCUGCGCGCCGUGCUGCUGGCGGGCAGCUUUUUGGGGCUGCUGCUACUCUGGUCCUCGCUGUCGCCCCGCACCGAGGAACCGGCUCUCCCGGGACGGACGCGGGAUGACAAAGAAGUCAACAGACCCUUGCCAAACAAAGGAGACCAUGGACUCGGAAAUGAGAAGUUCAAACCUGUGGUACCUUGGCCUCAUGUUGAAGGUGUGGAAGUGGACUUGGAAUCUAUUCGAAGGAAAAAUAAGGCCAAAAAUGAACUAAAUCAUGGUGGUGGUGAUAACAAACAACAAAACAUCAUCCAGAGGCAGUAUUUCACAUUUAAGCCUCAGACAUUUGUAUACCGAGAUCCUGUUUUGCGACCUGGAGUCCUUGGUAAUUUUGAACCCAAAGAGCCUGAGCCUCAUGGAGUUGUUGGUGGCCCUGGAGAGGAAGCAAAGCCAUAUGUUUUAGGACCAGAAUACAAAGAAUCCAUUCAAGCCAGCAUUAAAGAGUUUGGGUUUAAUAUGGUGGCAAGCGAUAUGAUCUCACUAGAUCGAAGCGUUAAUGACUUACGUCAAGAAGAAUGCAAAUACUGGCAUUACGAUGAAAACCUGCUCACCUCCAGCGUUAUCAUUGUCUUCCAUAACGAAGGGUGGUCCACGCUCAUGAGGACAGUCCACAGCGUCAUUAAGAGAACACCAAGGAAAUACUUGGCAGAAAUUGUGCUGAUCGACGAUUUUAGCAACAAAGCACACUUGAAAGAGAGGCUGGAUGAGUAUCUUAAGCAGUGGAACGGCCUUGUAAAGGUAUUUCGAAAUGAGAGGAGGGAAGGUUUAAUCCAAGCUAGGAGCAUUGGAGCCCAGAAGGCUAAACUUGGACAGGUUUUGGUUUACCUUGAUGCACAUUGUGAGGUGGGAAUUAAUUGGUAUGCACCACUUAUAGCUCCUAUUUCUAAGGACAGAACCACGUGCACUGUGCCGCUUAUAGAUGUCAUAGAUGGCAACACUUAUAAGAUUGUACCACAAGGGGGUGGUGACGAAGAUGGGUUUGCUAGAGGAGCGUGGGAUUGGAGUAUGCUUUGGAAGAGGGUUCCCUUGACCAAGCGAGAGAAGGAAAGCAGAAAGACAAAAACUGAACCGUAUCGGUCCCCUGCAAUGGCUGGUGGAUUGUUUGCCAUUGAACGUGAUUUCUUCUUUGAACUGGGUCUGUAUGAUCCAGGGCUUCAGAUUUGGGGUGGUGAAAAUUUUGAAAUUUCUUACAAGAUCUGGCAGUGUGGGGGAAAACUGUUGUUUGUUCCCUGUUCUCGUGUUGGACACAUUUAUCGUCUCCAGGGUUGGCAAGGAAAUCCACCCCCUGUGUAUGUUGGGUCUUCUCCCACAUUAAAGAACUAUGUCAGAGUUGUAGAAGUGUGGUGGGACGAAUACAAAGAUUACUUCUAUGCCAGUCGGCCAGAGACAAAAGCGCUGCCCUAUGGAGAUAUAUCUGAGCUGAAGAAAUUCCGUGAGGAUCACAACUGCAAAAGUUUCAAGUGGUUUAUGGAAGAAAUAGCAUAUGAUAUACCAUCAUAUUAUCCCUUACCACCUAAAAACGUAGACUGGGGAGAGAUCAGAGGCUUUGAGACAGCGUACUGCAUCGACAGCAUGGGGCACACCAACGGUGGCUUCGUUGAGCUUGGGCCGUGCCACAGAAUGGGAGGAAAUCAGCUUUUCCGAAUCAAUGAAGCUAAUCAACUCAUGCAGUAUGAUCAGUGCUUAACUAAAGGACCGGAUGGAUCCAAAAUUAUGAUUACACACUGUAAUCAGAAUGAAUACAAGGAUUGGCAAUAUUUCAAGAAUCUGCACAGAUUUACUCACAUUCCGUCAGGAAAGUGCUUGGAUCGCUCCGAAGUCCUCCAUCAAGUUUUCAUUUCAGAGUGUGACUCCAGUAAAGCAACGCAAAAAUGGGAAAUGAACAACAUCCUUAGUGUGUAG